AUGUUGAAGUCAGAAGGAGUGCUAUCACUGCGCUUUCAUAGCCGUGGUGACCUUCAGCUAGACACGGUUCGACCACUGCCGUGCGGUCCAGAUGAAGUUCGCUUGAAGAUAGCAUAUUGUGGUAUAUGCGGAACAGAUAUUCAUGAAUUUCAAGGCGGGCCCAUCUUCCCACCCCAGCCAGGCUCCAAGAACCAAUUCACCGAGGUGGAGCUCCCUGUCACUAUGGGCCAUGAGAUGUCAGGAACAGUCAUCGAGAAAGGUCCAGCCGUCCAAGAUCUCGACGUCGGACAGGAGGUCUGUGUCAACCCUUCGCUAGACGACCGCCACUUUGGAGCAGACCCAUGUCCAUCAUGCCAAGCGGGAAGGAUCAACUUGUGCAAACGAUGGUGCUGUUAUGGCUUGAAUGCGAAUGGUGGCGGAUUCUCCGAGGAGAUCGUUGUGAAAUCUUACAACUGUCUUGUUCUGCCAGAAGGAGUCUCACCGAAGGCGGGCCAGGAUGCUCUCGUGCUAGGCGCUGGGCCUAUUGGGCUCGCGAUUUUGCUUGGCCUAAGAGCCCAAGGUGUCAAUAAAGUGGUUGUGAGUGAGGUGGCAGAGCAACGUGCUCUUCAGGCGAAGAAGUUCGGAGCCGAUAUGGUUGUCAAUCCACUCAAGAAUGCCGUCACUGCCAACGAUAGACUGCAGUCCACACUCGAUACAGCUUUGGCUGCCACGAAGCCUGGAGGAACUAUCUUCAAUGUUGCAAUUCACGAAAAACCGCUGAUGCUGAAUUUGAACGACAUUGCCAUCCUUGAGAAGAAAUUACUCGGUGGUAUCUGCUAUACCCAUGAAGACUGGGAGCGUGUGCUGGACGCAUUGAAGAAGGGAGACUUGCCGUUUGAGCAGAUGAUCACAGCCAUAGUGCCUCUGAAGGAUGUCGUUCAUGGUGGUUUCCAGGAACUGAUCAGGAAUAAGGCUGCGCAUGUCAAGAUCUUGAUUCAGCCGACAGCAGCAUAG
Molecule: messenger RNA, 993 nt
Organism: Exophiala oligosperma
Lineage: Eukaryota; Fungi; Ascomycota; Eurotiomycetes; Chaetothyriales; Herpotrichiellaceae
Exons: 4
Coding region: 1-993 (330 amino acids)
Biological process (GO): butanediol biosynthetic process
Cellular component (GO): cytoplasm
Molecular function (GO): (R,R)-butanediol dehydrogenase activity; zinc ion binding
Source: RefSeq, a predicted model, not a curated record